AGGCUAUCCAUCCAUCCAUCCAGGAGCGGAACAUUUUAGCUACACUCUUAACUACCAUCGCAAUCAAUCAACGCCCCGCAUUAAUGGGAGGAUGAUCUACUGAAAAUAUUAAUCAUGGCACCUUGACCGCUCUCAACUGCUUACAACCAUCAUCGCAAUAAUGGUUCGCGUAAAACUAUUAUGUGGCGAUCGACCAUUUCAAAUGGAAAAUGCUUCAAUGGCAGAUGCGAUCAAAGCAGCGGCCAAACGAUUAAAUUGCAAAGAAGAAGAGGUAACGCUCAAGUUCAAAGAAGAUGAUAUCGUAUGGGAAAUCGAGGGUGAGGAUACCUAUAACAGCGCAAUUGCCGAUGGAUGGAUCAUUCAUGCUGAAAUAAAUAAAGGCAAGCAGCCUCGCAAACGCAGGAGAUCCUCUGGAGAAUCAGAUCAUUCGGCGGCUUCUGCGCCAAUCACAGCCCCAGCAAAGAGGAUAGCACAAACUAGCACACCUGCUCAAACAGUUAGGACACCGCCCGGAUCGCCUUCAAAUCGGGCCAUUGGUACGCAAUCUCGAUCUCCCGCUUCACGUCCAAUCAACAGUCGGCCAGAAGUACAGCCAGUACGAUCUAGGACGAUGCCACUUUCUACCCAAGAUCAAAUGCGAAGUAGUGGUCGCGCUUGGUCAGACAAAGACAAGGCAUUCUUAUGGAAAAAGUUGACCGAACAAUUAAGAGACAGUCCAUCAUCUGGUCCUACAUACACCUUGGAAGAAAGGAGGGAUGUGUUCAAUAUACUUCUACAGAAUAACGCCAAACGAUUCGAAGGGCGAACCGCACUUGUUCUGGAAGGUAGGAUUCAAAAACGUGUAUUCGAGAUGCGUAAGGCAAAGCAACGGAUUCCAGCUGAUAUCGAAGCGCUAUUCCCGCGUUCCCGUUUGACAAAAGCCAGGAGUACGUCUCAGCCAUCUACAAAUCGACCGAGGUCCGAAGGACAAAUACCUAAACUCGCUUCUGCCAUGCAGAGGAGAGCAUCAAAUGAUAUUGCUUGGAUGCAAGCCCGAGUAAACAGUGAAAGGUUAUCUGCUCCAUCAACUUCGACAACAAGCGCUCAACAUGCCCGCAGACGAUACGAGAAUGAUGCGAUUCGGGUGGAAGCUUUGGACAUCCCUGGCCCUUCCAGAAGGCGAGGAGGCUUGGACAGUCUCAGUUUGACUGAUGAGCCUGAUAACGAUUCAGACGUGCAAGAGUUUGAAGACGAUGGUGAGACCGGCAUGUCGGAUGGGCAAAGCAUAAUUGAAGCUGACGUUUACCACGGCUCUGACCCCUCUGCAAGUCGACAGAAUAGCAGAGACUCCUUUGGGGAGGUAGCAGCCGCCGAUUCUCAAAGAGACGCUGAGCCUAUCCUUGACACAACGAGGGUCCAGAGCCCGUCUACCCACGGCACGAUUUCAAACGAUUCACUCUUUGCUUCGGGCUCGCUUUCGUCUUCGUCGUAUGAGCCAACGAACGGAUCUUCCGUCAAGGCAGAGUACGAGAUUAGUCCUUUGACUCCUCCCGAGACACCGCGAGAUAUCGAAAUGCGAGCAGAGGCAGGGAAGAGCAGGUCUACUUCACUUGCUCCUUCGGUGAAAUUGGAAGAUAUCAAUGUCUCUCAAGUCUCCGAUAUGCCACCUUCAGUGAUUGCUUCGGUUCGAGCUGAUGAUGUACGAAAGGAAGUCACUUCAGCUUUGGAUACGAUCUUGCCUAACAUUUCGCCGAACAGUCAAAUUAAGGUAUGGGCAGAAAAGCUGCACCGGAAGCUCUCGGCUUUGUGCUUUGUGGGUGAUCCAACAGACAAUACCCGAUUCAAUGCUUCAGAGGCCGCCUAUUGCCUUUCUGCAGCUUUGGAUGAGCUCUUUCGAUACAGCUAUGUGCGAAGCCAAUCGGUACACGAACGUAGAUUGUUCAUCGUUGCAAUUGCGAUGUUGUUCGAAGCUUUGCAUGCUAAAUUGUACUUCUUGACCGGCUUCGAGGUUCUACUUUGCAAAUUCUUCCAUCAAAUCCUCUUUGAAGGGCCGCCAAACAGUAUGCGCUUCUCUGCCCAACUGAUUGCUUCUUGCAGUCUUUUGAUUCAUCCAUUCGUUUAUGAUUCCAUACUGGACGGCAUUUUUGUUCAACCUUGGUCUAAGAAAAAUUGUUCAGCUCAACAAACAACCAAGCUUUCACCUUCUGAAACGGAGCAGGUCUUCAUUAGGAUGGCAGAAUUGAUCGAAGGAUUGAAUGUUGCUACUAUUGCCGUUCAACAACGUGCAGCUUCAAGAGCUCUUGCAGAAAGACGAACAAAGCCAAUCCGAUUCAGUUUUCGAUCUUGGAAGCGUGUAUUUGAAGAAACUCGAUGUGAUUCAAAUGCAACUUGGCGUAUACCCCCACUCUUACAAGAUGUACGACAAGGAAUGGAAAAGUGGAAUCGAUUGCCGAUCGCUCUCACGACGAGAAUUGUCACACAACCCGAAAGUCAUUCAUCAGCUUCCACAUCAAGAGAUAGUUCGGAUGUGAGACGGGCCGCCCCAGUCCAUUCAUCUGGCACUGACCAGCCGCCAUCGCUACACACCUCACCUGCUCGCAAUACACGCAGCAAUCAACAAUCACAACUAUUUUUGGGACUUCCGGACUUCUCUCAAUCUUUCUCCCAUGAGCAAUCACAAGGUUGAGAAAAGUGAUUGCCGUCAUUGUUCUCUUUUUCUUUGCUUUAUUUGUACAACACACUAAUUGUAUGAUAUGCUCAAUUUCCAUUUGUAUUCGUAAUAAUUAUAGAAGCACAAUUCUUUUCAGUA
Molecule: messenger RNA, 2788 nt
Organism: Meira miltonrushii
Lineage: Eukaryota; Fungi; Basidiomycota; Exobasidiomycetes; Exobasidiales; Brachybasidiaceae
Exons: 1
Coding region: 161-2665 (834 amino acids)
Source: RefSeq, a predicted model, not a curated record